AUGUACAAGCCUCCAACAUCUGCGCGCCAGGCUCAAAACAAAAAUCCUCGACAUGACCACUUGCGGCGUGUCGGGGCGCAGGUUGAUGUUCUGAACGGAACGACUUGGUGCUCUGCAGCAGUGUCGACCAGUAGCAUCGUCGGACGAUCUCUCCUUGUGAAUGUGCAAAUGGACGAUGGCUCCACACAGGAGGUUCCCUGUGACUUGCUUCGGCCAGCUCAGCAAGCCAAGAAGCGGUCCAGGUCUCCCAGGUCUCCACAUUCUACGGACAAACUCUGUGAAGAAUUUCUGCGACGCGAUCGUGCGAAGGCUGUAACAGAUGCUAAGCAUGGGUAUUUCAAGCCCAUCCCGAAGCUGAAAAAAAUGCUGAUGACGAAAGACAAGUGCUUGAGGCACUCGGCCCCGGAUGAAACAUCGCCUUUUUUGGUGCGGAGUGUCAAAGAGGACCUGGUGCGGCCAGCACAAGUGGAUCAUGCUGUUCCUGAGGAGAGGCGUUCACAGCUCAUGCAAGUCGUGCGCAAGUAUGCAUCUGGGGGCACUUCGCGAUCGCUCUUUGAUCGCCAGGACCGCUUUGAGUAUCAUGACUGGAGUUCGGCCGCAAGUUCUGCCGCAGAAGUGUUGGUGCCUGAGACAUUGAGGAGGCCCAUCCUUUUACAAGGUAACCCAUUGCAGCACGCCCGCCAGAGUGAGCGGGCAAGACAAAUCGCCCAUCUUGUGCGGGCCUGUUGCGGCAAUGUCCGUGCUCCAUCCCUCGCUUACAUGGGCCAAGCAGCCGGCGCAGCUGUGACGAAGAAAGACAGUGGAAAUGGGCACUGCAGCUUGAAGCAGUUGUCAUGGGGCUUUAGCUCUAUGCAGGGCUGGCGCCCACGAAUGGAGGAUUCGCAUUUUGCUUUUGCUCAUUUGGGUGGAGACUGGGCUGACACUGCAGCUUUUGCCGUGCUUGACGGGCAUGGAGGCCGUGAAGUUGCUUUUUUUUGCCAACAUCGCUUGCCAUCGGCUAUUGCGAGGCACCCGCGUGCAGACCCUGAAGCUGCCUUGAGAAAGGCUUUUGAGGAAAUGGAUGAACUGCUUUGCAGACCGGAGGAGCAAAGUUAUCUGCAAUCGUUUACGGGAGCGACCCGCAACGGCAACAAGAUGCUAUCUGACGCGCGUCGCGUGGGUUGCACAGCUGUCGUGUGCCUUGUGCAGCCAGAGCGGCUCAUAGUUGCCAACGCUGGAGACAGCAGGGCGGUCCUGUCGCGUGAAGGCUUUGCCGUUCCGUUAUCAGAAGACCACAAGCCAAACCUUCCUGCCGAGCUUGAUCGGAUUCAGAAGGCUGGUGGUGUCGUAGAGCGACAGCAGAUCGGCAAAUUUAUCCAGCACAGGGUAAACGGAAACCUCAAUCUCUCUAGAACAAUCGGUGAUUUGGACUACAAGCGCAACUCGGCCCUGCGCAUGAGUGAGCAGAUCAUUAGUUCCACACCGGAUGUCGCAUACUUUCAACGGGAAGCGCGCGAUGAUUUCGUAUUGUUAGCUUGUGACGGUAUAUGGGAGACAAUGAGUAGCCAGGAUGUGGUGGACUUUGUCAACGAACGUUUGAAGAAACAUGCAGCGCCAGAAGGAUCUUUGUCCAACAUUAUGGAAGAGCUGCUGGAUCACUGCUUAGCACCAGAUUUGGCAGCUUCAGGUGGCAUUGGUGGUGACAACAUGACGGCACUGCUUGUUUUGCUCCAGCCGAGAUGCGGGCUGAUCUCGGGGGUCCAGUCAACGACGUCCCACUGCUCACCCAAAACCACAGCAUGGUGUUCGUGCCACUAA
Molecule: messenger RNA, 1797 nt
Organism: Symbiodinium necroappetens
Lineage: Eukaryota; Dinophyceae; Suessiales; Symbiodiniaceae
Source: the annotation of a GenBank genome assembly